Messenger RNA from Aplysia californica (California sea hare), 5328 nucleotides. Its product is annotated as protein inturned. The transcript has 19 exons. Gene Ontology annotation, molecular function: protein binding. Lineage: Eukaryota; Metazoa; Mollusca; Gastropoda; Aplysiida; Aplysiidae. Gene Ontology annotation, cellular component: cilium; cytoplasm. The coding region runs from base 240 to 2804 and encodes 854 amino acids. The record is from RefSeq and is a predicted model, not a curated record. Gene Ontology annotation, biological process: establishment of planar polarity; vesicle-mediated transport; nervous system development.
CAAGAUGGCGACAUAAAUUCUGAACUCUGUCUUUGCAGGUACACAAGUUGAAGCUUACAGUUCAUAGAGACUCUAAUUUUGGUCAGUGAUUGAAGUUCUUAGCCUGCCACAAGAAUUUUCAGUGCUGCACUUGUUGACUGGAAGUGAAACGAAUUUGGAAUUUUGAUUCUGUCUUCUUGAAUUUAGCCUGGGAAGAGGACUGCUGCCACAUCAGAUUAAAUAACAUGUAAAUUUAUAAAAUGCUCCAGAGCCAAUCUCCAGAUGACAGAGAGAAUGCUGCUCAUCACUGGCUCCAUUGCCAUGAAGAUGAGGAGCAACUGGCCUCAAGUAAUGAGCUACGCAAAAAGACGAAAGAAAUUCAGAAGCUUCUGACUGAGAGAAACCAGAAACUUCGACAAGAGACGAAAGAUAGUAAUGAUCAUGACAAUGGACUGGAAAGACUAUCAGUCCACAUGGAGAGACCCCGUGGCGAGGGGGAGAACAAGACAAAUGCAAUGUCACGGCCAAGGACAGACAGGGACCGGCAAUUCAAACAAAUCACUUUUAAACCAAACUACCGCAGUUUAACUGGUAACGAAAGCUCUGGUGUAGAAAUUUGUAAGAAGCUUUUUGGGAUUACUAUAUUUGAGUACAGCAAUGGCAAAAGUCGCUUGAGUAAUAUGACCAAGGAUAGGAAGUUGGUGGUUCAAGGAGUUCUGGAAGGCUCGGAGUCUCACGCUUCUGGAAAAAUUCACAGAGGUGAUAUGCUGGUUCGCAUCAACGAUGUCAGUGUGAGUUGGCUGAACUUCACAAAAUUGCUUUGUUCAUUGAAAAAACGAGAGAGGGUGAAACUUACUUUUCAGUCACCUCGAAUCGUUGGUCCCAAGUCUUCCUACAGUGUUCUCCAAGUGCCAGAAGCAGAUCUCUGUCUAGCUGUGCUAGGGAAGAGGCUGUCACACAUACAGUCAGAGUUGUCACAACUAAACUGUGCAGCCAUGUUUCUCACUCUGGUGCCCAGUGAAGCGGAAUCUAAUGAAAUGGAGGACAUAAUCUACGCAUUUCCACCGGGUGAAGAGAGACUUCUAUCUUUGAGAGGCCUGUUCAUCACUCUUAGUUCCUCACUUGUGGAUGUUGUUGGACAACCAGCCGCUUGUUCACGUCUGGAAGUCAAUAAUGGCACUGUGAAUGUAGUGUAUCGACAAUGUGGGAAAGAUGUCUUUGUUCUUGCCAUGCCAGAGGACCGAAUAUCAUUAGGAGCAUUGUCAAAUGUUAUGGAUGGUCUUUACUCUUUACUAGUUCUUCUACAUUCCGACCUGAAACGGGCGUUCAACGAAUGUGAGAGGACCUGGCUAGACAAACUGUUGGCUGUUGUAUUUCACCAGUCCCUGGGUCUUCAGUCUGCUCUGGCCCCACUUCCCCUGCUUCCUCUUUCGGAGACAGCCAUCACCCCUUGCCAUGUUGUGAAGUCGUUGCAGCUGUCUUCGGAAAAUAAGCUGAUAUGUGAUGAGAUUCUGAGCGAGACAGAGUCAAUGGAUUUUGAUGAUUAUUUGGAACAGAAAGAUCUGUUUGCACGACGGAAGUACACCGUAAACGGGACAUGUCUGUUUUACAAAGACUACCUCGUGUGCAGCCAUCUUGCGGAAGACUUACAAAGGGAUGUCAAUUUAUACCUCAACUGCCAUGGCCUCCUCAUUUUGUCGUCACGGCAACAUGUCGACCAGGUGAUGGUUUGGCAAGAGCUGAAAUCUCGGUCAGAGCAAGAUGUGACCAGCCUCCCAGCAGGCUACCAGCCUUGUGACUCUCGCUUCUUCCUUAUGGUCAUAGGGGUGCGUAAUUACUACCUGUGUGUGGUCCUGGAGGCCGGGAGCUGCAGUGCCAGGGUGGAGGGUCAAGCCCGACCUUUGUCUCUCAUGUUGGACCAGGGGCGAGCCACUUUGUCACAGUUGGAGACACGAGAGGUGCACAUGGCGGCGUGCUGUGAAGACAGCUUGACCAACACAGCAAGCUCGGUGUCUCUGGCCUGUGCUGACCACCUGGUCACGGUCACUACCCCGAGGAACCGGUCAGCCAGCAGGGGAGCACAUCGACCUCCCUUAACCCCAACCAAGUCUACAGACAAUGCUUACAGAGGAAGGUCAAAAUCCAGGGAUAGAUUAGCAGCUGAAGAGGACAAAGCUGAUGACUCCUCCAACACAUCUGUGAUGAGAAGGCAAGGGAGCAAACUGUCGUACGGUUCAAAUGACUCUGCUGGGAGUGGAAGUAGUGCUGGUCCUCCCAAGAGCAAGAGCAGUCGGAUGAGCUCAGCAGCAGAUGUGUCCAGUAUCACCCGCAGUCUUUCUGUCAUGCAGAUUGAAAUGCCUCACGAUUUUGUCAGAGGAGAAAGGUUGAGCCGUGGUAGGGAGAAUACGUUGUUUACCUACGUUCACUUGGACUUUGGUGAAGGCGUUCUCAUCUCCCCAACGGACACAGAGCUGAAGGAGGUGCACUCCGCCCUGCAGGCUGAUGUCUUGCAUCAUUUCUGUCAGGCCUGUGAGAACAUGAGAUCACAAUUUAUCGCAAAGAGAAGUACCGGUUUCGAAAGUUCUCACAAGAGUAGUGGACAACGACCAACUUCUGCACUGAAAGGGGAAGUCCUGGAGCAAGGCUGUUUGUUUCAAGUUGAAUUUCAGACUCCUUCAGACAAAAAGCGUGUUUCCAGUCUCUGCUAUUGGGUUGUUGGUCGAUGUUGGAGAGAGCCUUGCCACCAGGAGAUGUAUGUCUGUUUCCAUGAGUCUGCCGACCAGUCGUUGAUAGAGAUGGCUUUCUCCCUUGGCUUUGGAACUUGACCCAGUAUCUCCACAUUCUUGCCCUGGGCUGUGUGUAAUAUUUUCAGGAUGACUAAGCUUUGGAUGGAACCUAUCGUAGCAUGUGGCUGCCAGGAUGUGCAAAUACCAACGAUCUAAUACGCUAUCAAGACCUAUGGGAUAAUGGAAAAAUGAUGCAGCACUUAUGUAUAAAACCUGGAGUAAUUGGUGAUUGGCAGAAAGGGUGUAUUUUACUAUUAUUUACAUUGGGACCGUUGUAUUUUGAGAUGUGUUUUGAAGCAUUCUUUCUUGAAAUAACUUUAAAAGCACAAGAAAAAAAUAUGCUUACAUGUCGUACUUGUACAUCUUUGUGAAAGUAGAUUGUCCUACAAACGUGUCUUAACUCAAUAAAAGAAGAAAAAGAAAUUUGAGCUGUGCAUCCAAUAAAUCUUUAUCCUAAAUCAUGAUCUAGAUCCAAAUCUUGAGAUUAAAUCAAAAUCUAGAAUGUUGUUAUUGAUCUAGACAGUUCUAAAGAUUUAGGUAGCUUUCUGAAGAGUCUUCUACAAGGGAAUUUAAAAAGCAAAAGAGACAACAUGGUUAUAAAUUAUUUUCAAAUGGAAAACCAGCACAGUAGACGAUGUGGAAAAUGAAAAAAAAUAGUAUUGCAUCUCCUCCUUGCCUACCACCUUUAAGUCUGCCUAAUUGUCGUGGUUGGAAAAAUUUCACGGUUCCCAAAAUGUACUGUGGUCGGUCACCCCUCAAUAUUAAUGGCAAAUACUCACUUUUCAGUAUGAUAUGGGUAUUUUUAUGAGAACCAAGUAUGGGAAAAUUUGAAAACAGUUUUCCUCAAGCACCCACUCAAGCACCCAAUCUUCCUGAGAAGUCGUCUUGAUUUUUCUUAUGAAAAUUAUAACUUUUGCUAAUAAAAUCAAACUCACAAAUUCGUGAAAAUUUUAUGCUUGUUGGGGAGAAAGACAUUUUACAACAUACUGGUUGAGGUCCAACUUGGUCUUUUGGUGUUGACUCUUGGUUUGUAUCAAUGGUUGAUUGCUAAUGCUAAGAAAUGUUGUCAUAAUGUUAUUUAUGGAUCAAUUGAAAAUGAUCAUUAGGCAGCAUACUAACGAGCCAAAAUCAAUGGCAGAUUUUGUCUUCGGAAGUUCCUAAUUUCAAAAAGGUGGCGCAAAUGUGUGUCUUUUUUCAUUUGUGAGUACUUACUUCCGUGCUGUCUAAAAGACUCAAAUAUACAAACAAUUAACACUGUAAUAUAUGUCUCUUGUGUGCACUGUUUGUUUCUCAAAUAUUCUACAACUUGUGUAGAAGAAGAUUUGAUACUGCUGACAUAUAAUAAACAUACUGCCGGAAACUCUAUCCAUUACAGUAUGUAUGUGAAAGAUACUUUGACUGUCUUGGCUGACACUACUUAAUUAAAUUAACUUUUACUUCUUUCCUUUCAAACCCAAAGGGAACAAACCUGUUAUGACUGUUAUGUAAUAUGUUGUUUUGUAUGUGUGACACAUUUAUGUUUGACCCGAGUGAAUAUGUAGAUACAGUUAAAUACUGUAACAACAAGAGUAUGGAAAUAAAACUCUAUAUUUCAUUUCAACGGUCUCAAUUUUGCCAGAGUCUCAGGGGAUAACAACAGAAUGCCUUAUAGACAAAAUAUGAAAGUGUUGGAUUGCAGAUAGAAACCUCCACACACAUUAUUUGAGCGUAACAUACCAGAGUCACUUUUCUCGCCACUACUAAAAUUUCUUACUGUGAGUAUUGUUUAUAAUAGGAGGAGUAAAGAAGGAGAACGAUGGAAGCUAAAAUUGUCUCAUUUAUCCCGAGUUCUUGUUAUUCCAGUUGUCAUUAUUUAUAGACCUCACUGCACUUUUUGAAAUCCAGGCUGCACUUUUUAAAAGUCUUAUUGCAUGACAUUUGAAAUAUAAAUAUGCACACAUCAGUUCCCUGUACUCCUGAGCUGAGCGCUCCAUUUCCACAUCAUGUUUUCUCAAUAGGAUCUGAGUUCUGACAUUAAUCCGCGUUUUUUUAAUAAUUGCCUUUUUUUUUGUGUUCUGAGGAGGAAUAAGAAUUUUACAUAUGUUGUUGUAUGACCUCUAUCUAAGUAGCGUCUAACAGUCGAACAUGUUGCAGAUUCUUUUUACGCACUAGUAGCUGACCUAUUUCAGUCGUCAUCGAGGCUUUAUUUUAUUGGAUAUCACUUCCCUGGAUGUUUUUUGUCUGGAAAAAUCAUGCCAAAAUGUAAUUUAUGCUCUGGUUUUUUAACAGCUUGCGUUGAGAGAUGAUGGCAUGCUUUGAAUUUACAUCUGUCUUGUUCAAACUUAGUUUUUUAAAGUUUAUUAAUAUGCUUUCAUUGUUUGCAUUUUUUUAAAAGUCCUGCUCCAACUGUUCACCAGAUGUUCGUUCGACAAUGUAAAUUAUAGGAAAAGAAUGCAUUUUGAAAACUAGGCACAAGCUAGACACUAAGUCCCAACAAGUUACAAUGAAAUUAUUUUUUUUAAUAACAUUUAUUUUCAAGCACACUAUUUUAUAUGUUAGUUUCACUAUGUCACCUACUUUGGAA